Molecule: messenger RNA, 40459 nt
Organism: Podarcis lilfordi (Lilford's wall lizard)
Lineage: Eukaryota; Metazoa; Chordata; Lepidosauria; Squamata; Lacertidae
Source: the annotation of a GenBank genome assembly
GCACCAGCCGGCGCGCCUUGGAGAGCCGGGUGGCCUCGCUGGGUCGUGCGCCUUUUCGGGAAACCGAAACCGAAGCGCGUCGCUCCGCCCCAAAACAGCCGCCUCCGCCGCCCCUCCGGACCCGGCUUCUUCCUCUCCGCCUUCUCGGGCCGAGGGAGGCGCUUGGCCGGGAGGCAGCGCCUGGUCGGCCCUGGGCUGGGAGCGCCCAGUGGGAAGGGCGCGGAGCUCGCUCGGUCGCCUUCUCCGCCCGGCGCAUUUACGCAGCGCCCUCGGCCCGGCCUAGCCGCUCGCUCGCUCGCCCCUCUCGCCGCCAUGAGGAAGCUCUGCCUGGGCACGGUGGGCGUGCUGUCCAUGACCCUGCUCAUCGCCAGCGUCGCCCUGCUCGUGGCCCGCGUCUUGCAGAAAGCCGUGGAGCUGCAAGUCCGACAGGUGAGGAGCCUCGGCGCGCAACUGCUCGCAUUCACACGUUACGCUUAAAGGAGGGUUUGGGCCUUAGGGUUGCGCUCAGGUGGUUGGGGCGAGGCGGUCGGCGGGGAUGGGGAGAGAUGGUCUGAUAUAAGCUUUGAGCUGCUGUAUUUUUUUAAAGAAAAACAAAACGCGCCCUUUAAAAUUCCCUCCUAUGUUUGUCUCUCUUUGCACUUCGUCACUCUCGGGACAGAACUUUUUCUCACCAUCACUUCCCAUCAAACAAAGGGCACCGUCUCCAGGGGAUUUAAAAAAUAAUAAUUAUUUGCAGGCAAUAAUUAUGGGAGAAGACAAUACAUGGGGGAACACAUGACUUCCCGUUAAACGUGGAUGCUGUUUUUAUUUAUCACUUGCAGAGAAUCAGGGUGUUCUUUGGGGGGUAGUGAAAAGUUCACUGUAAAAUAGAAGAAAGAGAGGACAGGGAAUCAACACUUACCCAAGUUGUGCAGUUGCUUUGCUUUCUUUUUUUAGUUUAAAUUUUAAAUUAAGUGAAUAUUCUAAAGUGUCAAACAUAAAUUUAACCAAACUUAAAAUAUCAAUGACUUCACUUCAUUUUGCACAAGAUAAAUCCCUGCGUAUUUUAUAUAAACUAAACGAUUCAGUAUUCCAUUAUUAUAUCCAUCAAAACUUAUUUACACUGUUGAAUUUAUCAUAAUGCUGCCCAUGUUUUCAAAUAAACACAAUUUUCCUCCAUAUAUUCAAUAAACAUUUUCCAAUAUUCUUUAAACAUGUGUUCUUCCUGUUCUUUUAUUCUAUAUGUUAGGUCCGCAAGCUGCGCACAUUCCAUCAGUUUAAGUUGCCAAUCUUCUUUAGUUGGGACUUUGCUCGUUUUCCGUUUUUGGGCUAACAAAAUACAAGCUGUGGUAGUGGCAUACAUAAAUAACCUUUUCCAACACCUGGGAAUUUCCAUCUGAGUUAUUCCCAACAAAAAGGACCCUGGGUGUUUUUUUUGGAAAAAUACUUUUAAACAUUUCCCUCCCAAGCUUCUUCAACUGCCCUCUCAUGUAUAAAACGAUGGCGCUAGGAAAGCAACACAACUUGGGAAUGGAUCUUCGCAUUUUCAUCACAAGCAUUGUGUCUCCCUUUGUUGCGACAGCAGCUCCUUCCCGUUAUGCAUGGCAUAAAUUAAAUCAGUCAGCACUUAGAAGCCAAUAUUUCUGUGACGGAAUCCCUGCUCCUCAAAGCUAACACCACUUGGGUUGCACAACAUGUGCCUUCCUUGGUUUUUCGUCACAGUUGCCCAACACUUAAUGACUGGCAGGUAAUGGUGUGAACUCACGGCGCUGAAAAAGUUCUAUGUUCAAAGCUGUGCCAGAUGCUGUUGAAGGAUCUUGGCCAGGCAUAGGCGAACUCCGGCCCUCCAGAUGUUUGGGACUACAGUUCCCAUUAUCCCUGACCACUGGUCCUGUUAGCUAGGGAUGAUGGGAAUUGUAGUCCCAAACAUCUGGAGGGCUGGAGUUUACCUAUGCCUGACCUUGGCCCUGGUGGUUAAGCUGUGAUAGCUCCUUUUUAUGACCUUGUGGUUGAUUGACAUACAUGUGUGAAUUGCCCCUGAGCCUUAUGGUACUUGGCGGUGAGCGAACGGCAGUUGGCACAUCCUCAGAGGCAGUAUGUUCACGUAACAUAGUUCCGUUCUGUAGAUCUGGCAUAGUUUGGUGGUUACCAGUGUGAACUCGGAAGUGGGGGAGUCCUGAUCAGCUUUCUUCACUGCCAUGAACUCAUCACCAUUAUGAGAGAAGAAUCACUGAAUCGUAGUGGUGGAAGGGACCCCGAGGUGCAGGAAUCUUUUGCCCAAAUGAGACUCGAACCCAGGACCCUGAGAUUAAAAGUCACAUGAUUUGUUAACUGAGGUUUCAUAGUUUAUUAUACAGAAACAGAGAGGUUUCUCAUAGAGGUUUGCAGUCUUAAAAGCGUGAGAUGAACAGAGAACUGGGAAAUGCUCAGCAGUGGUUUGGGAAGAGAGGUAAUGUAUACAGUAAUUAAUCUAGGAGUCAGGGAGGGGAAUCGUAAAUGCCAAAUAGAAUACUGAGAAGGAAACGCAUGAAGUAAUUUCACAGGCGAAAAAGAGGCCCCGGCCAGAUAUUUAGAGGGAGAGAGUUUGUUUAAGUAACAAGAUUUAUAUACUGCUUAAUCAAAAUAGCCUCUAAGCAGUUCAUGUAAAACAAUAUGAAGCUCUACUUGGUCCUACUUAUGGGUUUCCCACUCUGAGAACAGGAUUCAGGAAUAGGUGACCGCUGGCCUGAUCCAGCGGGUCUCUUAGGUUCUUGCACAUCUCUCUCCUGACGAGAGCUACUCCUGAAUGACAGGUACUUUCUGUCGGCCUUCUUUUAUUUAGCAUCAGAACAACUCGCCACUCCAGAGUUGUUGUAAAAGUCCGUAAUCUAAUACCUGAGCAGUACUUUGAACUCUUAGCGCAAGAGCUAGACAAGUACCAGUGUUAAACUUGUGUCAGUGAAUGUUGCUAAGCUGUUAUACAAAAUACAGUGGACUCUCGGGUUGCAAACGUGAUCCAUGCGGGAUGCACGUUCGCAACCUGCAGUGUCCACAGCGGCACAUCUGUGCAUGUGCAGGUUGCAAUUCGGCGCUUAUGCACAAAGCGCAAUUUAGCGCUUCUGCGCAUGCGUGACCGCCGAAACCCGGAAGUAACCCGUUCCGGUACUUCCAGGUUUCGGCGGUCCGUAACCUGAAAAAACGCAACCUGAAGCAUCUGUAACCCGAGGUAUGACUGUACAUGUGUACAGUAUAUGUAUCUGUCGGUGUAGGUCAGGGGUUGGGAACCCCUGGGAGUCCUCUCUCUGGCCCCUGGGACUCACCCCAGGCCACCCCCCUCACCAGCCCUGAUCCUCACUCUUCUGGAGUGCUUCUGCCAGGCACAAGUCCUUGAACUUUUGAUAAUGCUGCUUGCUUACUGAAUGGAUGGAUGGAUGGAUGGAUGAAGAGGUUCCUGUGUGUACAUGUAAGAGCUCUAGACUUUUGCACAGAUUUAAUGUGGGCUGCUAUGCAAAUGGAAGAGCAGAACCUUUUGCCCUUUCCUCUUUUACCUGUGACCCUUCUAGCAGGCCCUGUACGGUUCCUCGUGAGGAAAUGCAGGCCAUGGGCUGGAAAGGUCUCUCUCUCUCUCUCCCCCACCCCCAGUGUACAAAGCAGCAGUAUGAGCAAGCACCUAAACUUGAAACAAGGGGUGUGGUAUGAGUGGGUGAGAGUUGAGAGCCUUGGAUGAGAAAGCAAAAAUUAAGAGUCCCGUGCUCCACCCACUGAGCUAUGCAUUAUUCUAUGUGUCUGUGAUGUUCCAUUCUGUUCCACCAUGUUACCGUUGUUCAUUGUUUGCAAGCUACUUUGGGAUUCAUUAGAAUGGAAAGCGGCGUAGAAAUGUAAUAAAUCAAAUCUUUUGUCCCAGGGUAUGAUCCAAAGGAACAUGAGGCCACUGACUUACUGAAGCUAAGCAGGUCUGAGUCUGGUCAGUGUUUGGAUGGGAGACCUUCUGAAACAGCAAACACCGUCUCAGGUUCCAUAAUAAAUAAUAAUAAUAAUAAAUUUUUAUUUAUACCCUGCCCUUCCUGGUUCAGAAAACUGGGCUCAGGGCAGCUAACAACAAAUUUAAAACAUUUAAUUGAUGCAACAAAAAACAGCAUAAAAUAAAGUAUAAAACGUGAAUAACAAUAAAUUCAGAAUUCAACAAUCAAUUUAGGAGGAAAAUCCAUUAAAUAAACAUUAGAUGAUCACCAGGGCUAGCUGGCUAAAUUAGUCCUACUUGGGCCAGCGAGGAGACCAGGGGAGAAUUAGCUGUGGGAUCCCAGGGCGGGUAAUCUUCAUAAAAAGGGGAGGGAAGGAAGGAAGGAAGGAAGGGGAAUAAAAGAUCAGGCUAAGUUCAAAUUGAAAGCCAGGCAGAAUAGCUGUGUCUUACAGGCCCUGCGGAAGGAAGUUAAAUCCUGCAGGGCCCUGGUCUCAUGGGACAGAGCAUUCCACCAGGUCGGAGCUAUCACUGAGAAGUCCCUGGCCCUGGUGGAGGAUAAUCAGACUUCCUUAGGGCCCUGAAUAAUGGGAAUGAGUUUCUGGAACCAAAAUGCUUUUCCUGUGUAGCCUGAGCAGGAGCAGUCACCAUUAAGAAAAAGAGGUCAGAUCAGGCUGAUAGAUACAUGGACUAUCCCUGGAUCGAGCGACUUUUCAUCUUUAAGUUCUCAAAGCUCUUAAUCUAGCUCAGGGUUGUCACCUGAACCAGCUGAGAGUCAAUCACAGUCAGUCCAUUAUUUGAAAAAUAAGACUCUAGAGCCGAUCUGUCCCCAAAGAGCAACUAGAUAUUCCAUGUUGGCGACGAUAACCUUGGUUUAGGAGCCAUUUAGCAUCUUGAGCUUCUAACACUGCUGGAAAACAAUGGCAGAUGAAGGCUACUACUCUCAAGUACUGCUUGUGGGUUUCCCAGAUGCACAAAGAGGAACUGGGACCUUUUGACCACACAGGCCUUUGGUCUGAUUCAGAAUAGCUCUUCUUGCAUUCUCAAGUGCAGCUGUGAUGCAGCUGCCUCAACAGGAGCCAUGUCGGGGGUGGGGUGUAACCUAGACAUGUGACCCUUUUGUCACAUGAGCACCAUGACACAGGAUCCGAUCCCACAGAAUCAGCAAAUAUGCCACAGAGAUAAUGGGCAAAAACUGUAUCUUUGUAGCAGUGUUAGAAACUCAUAUACAGUGGUACCUCAGGUUAAGUACCGUAUUUUUCGCACCAUUGGACGCACUUUUUUACUCUUAAAAAGUAAGGGGAAAUGUCUGUGCGUCCUAUGGAGCGAAUGUGUGGUCCCUGGAGCCAAAUUGCCGGAGUGCGGCACACUCUUGGACUGGUCUUUGGUAGUGGUGGUGGAGCCAGGCUGUGCGCCCAUGCCCCACACUCCUGGGCUGCUGAAUGGGGGUGGGGGGUGCUGCUCUGCCAACAGCCUGCCCUUCCCCUCAAGAUUUGGAGCAUCGGGCAGGCUGUUCACUGAGAGAGGGGAGGAAGAGGAUGGAGAGGAGGGGGACCAAGAAGCUGGGUGAAGGGAGAUGAGGUACCAUAGGUUGCCGUGAGUGGAGAGUCAUGGUAGAGGGCAAAGGAGAGGGAGCAGCGAAGGGGAGAAAUUGUAGACGUCACCUGAGGAGUUUGGGUGAAAGGGAUGGAGAGGAGGAGGCUGGAAAAGGGGGCUGUUCUGUUUGGGGGGGGGAGAAAAAGUGGGGGAAAGGAAAGCCUCCCAAGCCUGCCGCUGAGAAGCUCUGCUUGGCUGUUUCUUGACUGUAAUUCAAGUAAAGGGAAUGUUUGCGAGCAGCUGGCAGGCUGUUCGCUGAGAGAGGGGAGGAAGAGGAUUGAGAGGAAAAAUGUGGCAUUAGCAAUGCUUUGGAUGGAUACGAAGAUGGUAUUUUACAUGAAGAUAGCGAAGAAAGUGAUGUCAGUGACUGUGAGCAACUGAGCUUCAUAAAUUCUGACUUUAGCAGUGAUGAGUUCUUGGGGUUCACAGAAGACUAGAAGAGUACUCAAACCUUAAAGUCUCUCUUCAUUUGUUAAUGACAGUGAUGAUGGUUCUUAAUGCCAUUGUUGACUGCUGUUCACUUUACAUGGCUGUAAUGUGAUUCUGAUAUACCGGUUGUUUAUUAAAUACAGUAGUUUAUACAACAUUUGAUUCAGAAUAUUUUUUCCUUGUUUUCCUCCUCUAAAAACUAGAUGCGCCCUAUGGUCGGGUGCGUCCAAUGGAGCGAAAAAUACGGUACUUAAUUCGUUCCGGAGGUCCGUUCUUAACCUGAAACUGCUCUUAACCUGAAGCACCACUUUAGGUAAUGGGGCCUCUCGCUGCCUCUGCGCCGCCGCCACACGAUUUCUGUUCUCAUCCUGAAGCAAAGUUCUUAACCCGAGGUACUAUUUCUGGGUUAGCGGAGUCUGUAACCUGAAGCGUAUGCAACCUGAGGUACCACUGUGUGUGUGUGUGUGUGUGUGUGUGUGUGUUUGUAUAUAUAAGCACUUAUACAGAGUCAGACCCCUGAUCCAGCUAGCUCAGGGGUCGGCAAAGUUAUUGUGGCUUGGGCUGGUUCACGGUCCUGCAGACGCCGUGGUGGUUCGGAGUGUGUGCGCACGCAUGCACUCAUGCGCAAACACUGUUUCCGGUGCAAAGGAGGCGCGCACAGCUUCGAAUUGGCUGCAGGAGCUUCCUGCAGCCAAUGGGAAGCUGGCCAGCGCUGUGGAAGGCGGUCCCCGCUCUGCUCUGCGCCGGUUUAGCGCGGCGCACGAGAGCCCACCAAGCAGGCGGCAGGGGUCCAUGGGCCGGUUAAACAAUCCCCAUGGGCCUUAGGUUGCCGACCCCUGAGCUAGCUCAAUACUGUCUACUUGCUGGCUGGCUGCUGCUGUGUCCAGAGUUUCAGACAGAUGUCUCUCCCAGCCCUUCCAGGGAGUGCUUUUGGGACCUUCUGCAUGCAAAGGAGGUGCUCUGCCACUGGAGGAGUCUUCAAAGGGGCAUCUACUUUAUCUGCAUGUGAUUUCUGAGGCCCUCACAUGCAGUUUAGACCUACUUUGGCACUGCCUCCAAGUUAGCAGUGCUGUUCCGUUGUGAAGGUGUGGUUUAUGUGGGCGAGCAAUGUCAAAACCCAACCUGGUCAAACACGUUCCUCUUACUGCAAGACUGGGUUCUCUGCUGCUUAUCUUUUUUGCCCAUCACCCUUACUUGGGUUUCAUGUGUCCCUGCUUUGUGCAAAAUCAAGCCGUGCAUCUAAUGCAUCCUUUUAUGUGCCAGGUUCAUUCGUCAGCUGAGGAAGAGCCUAUUUGUAACCUCUCCCACCCUCGCAGACUUCUGCUGCUAUCUGCACGGACUUGUUUGCUGUUUCCUGCUCUGUCCGAUGAGAAAAAGAGGCCUUUGUUUUUUCUGAAGCAGCCUCUCUGAGCCUUCUGGAAUGCAAACAGAAAAAGGCAUCUUGGUCCAUCGGAAAAACAAAAUCUGCAACAGGACAGUAGCUUUAUUAGGAACAACUAACAUUUCACAAAAUAUCAAGCAAACUUUCAGGUUCUUCAAAACCUGCCAUCAGGCUGAUUGUUUUGCAGAUUUCCCUUAACCUUUUACGCCUGAUGAAAAGUCACAUGAUGGAGACCUGAAGGAGGUUUGAAGACUUAAGUAGAUUAGCCUGUAUUGGGUGAUAGCAGGAUUGUACCAAGGCCGAUGAGAGAAAGAAACAAUUGUGGCAGACUUUCUAGUAUUUUUUUAAAAGAAUUUAAAAUCUAAUCCUCUACUCAUCCUCAUCUCUUAGCAAAAUACACAGGUUCCUUGUGAGGCAGAAAACAGAAGUAAAGAAGAAAUGAGGUUGUCUUUUAUAUUUGCAAAACUGGAGAUGAAUUGUAGUUGGUGCAAUAGGUAAAAAGCUUUCAGAUAGUAUCUUGCUCCUUUUCUGUUAAGGGAGUUGUUCUUGGGAUGAUGGAACAGCAGGCUUUAUGGCAAACGGCUUUCUUGAAUGUGGGAGAGGUUACAGGAAAGGUGAAGGGAGGGAGAGAGACUGAUGUUUAAGUUAUCAUUUUUCUUGGGAAUUCCUUAGAAUUCCAAGCAGGAAGUUUGACUGAUUAGCUUCGAUGUGACUGUUUGCUGAGGACCGUCUCAUGCCUGCCUACCUGGCUAUCUCACUUGUUAACGUCCAAGAUAAAAAGGUGGUUCUUCAGUAUAUGACGAAAACUAGACAGCGAAUGCCAGACGAACCUUUGCAAGGAGGGAAUUCCACAACUCAGGGGCCACCACCCUCUUCUGGAGUGGAAGGCUUUUUAAAAAGCUGUUUCGAACUGCAGGUCAUGUUUCUUAAUAGCACUUGUAGAACAAGGCACUGCAGAAUAUUUUAUUAUACAAUGAAACUCAUUAAAGCCACUAAAUGCAGCCGAGCCCAGAUUCUGUGGCACAGAUUUUGGCAAUCAGCACAUCUCAAGAUGUGCGCUUGAAACCUAAAUUUGAAAAUUGCAAUGAGCUACUAAGCAUAAUAGAGUUUCAUCUCCGUUGCAGUGGCUCCUGCAUUGAGACACACCCUUCAACAUAGAGAAUAAUGGAAGCUGCCUUCUGGUGUCAUACAAUUCAUAGAAUCAUAGAGUUGGAAGAGACCACAAGGGCCAUCGAGUCCAACCCCCUGCCAAGCAGGAAACACCAUCAGAGCACUCCUGACAUAUGGUUGUCAAGCCUCUGCUUAAAGACCUCCAAAGAAGGAGACUCCACCACACUCCUUGGCAGCAAAUUCCACUGUCGAACAGCUCUUACUGUCAGGAAGUUCUUCCUAAUGUUUAGGUGGAAUCUUCUUUCUUGUAGUUUGGAUCCAUUGCUCCGUGUCCGCUUCUCUGGAGCAGCAGAAAACAACCUUUCUCCCUCCUCUAGGUGACAUCCUUUUAUAUAUUUGAACAUGGCUAUCAUAUCACCCCUUAACCUCCUCUUCUCCAGGCUAAACAUGCCCAGCUCUCUUAGCCGUUCCUCAUAAGGCAUCGUUUCCAGGCCUUUGACCAUUUGGUUGCCCUCCUCUGGACACGUUCCAGUUUGUCAGUGUCCUUCUUGAACUGUGGUGCCCAGAACUGGACACAGUACUCCAGGUGAGGUCUGACCAGAGCAGAAUACAGUGGCACUAUUACUUCCCUUGAUCUAGAUGCUAUACUCCUAUUGAUGCAGCCCAGAAUUGCAUUGGCUUUUUUAGCUGCCGUGUCACACUGUUGGCUCAUGUCAAGUUUGUGGUCAACCAAGACUCCUAGAUCCUUUUCACAUGUACUGCUCUCAAGCCAGGUGUCCCCCAUCUUGUAUUUGUGCCUCUCAUUUUUUUUGCCCAAGUGCAAUACUUUACAUUUCAUCUUGUUUGUUUUGGCCCAGUUCUCUAAUCGGUCAAGGUCGUUUUGAAGUGUGAUCCUAUCCUCUGGGGCGUUAGCCACCCCUCCCAGUUUGGUGUCAUCUGCAAAUUUGAUCAGGAUGCCCUUCAGUCCAUCAUCCAAGUCGUUGAUAAAGAUGUUGAAUAAGACCGGGCCCAAGACAGAACCCUGUGGCACCCCACUAGUCCCUCUUCUCCAGGAUGAAGAGGAACCAUUGAUGAGCACCCUUUGGGUUCGGUCAGUCAGCCAGUUACAAAUCCACUGAGUGGUAGCAUAGUCAAGACCGCAUUUUACCAGCUUCUUUACAAGAAUAUCAUGGGGCACCUUGUCAAAUGCCUUGCUGAAAUCAAGGUAGGCUACAUCCACUGCGUUCCCUUCAUCUACCAGGCUUGUAAUUCUGUCAAAAAACGAGAUCAGGUUAGUCUGACUUAUUUUUCAGAAAUCCAUGCUGACUAUUGGUGAUCACAGCAUUCCUUUCUAGGUGCUCUAGGUGGUCCAUCUUGCUCAGCAUUGUGUAUACCAGGGAUGGGAAAAUCUCUCGCCCAUGGACCUUUCACAGCUCAGUCAGUGUAGAGCAUGAGACUCAUAAUCUCAGGGUUGUGGGUUCAAGCCUCACAUUGGGACAAUGGUUCCUGUAUUGCGGGAAGUUGAACUAGAGGGUCCUUAUGGUCUCUUCCAGCACUACAGUUCUAUGAUGCUAUGAAAUCGGUCCUACCAGGCCGUUUCCCCCAAACUUCACCCACCUGCCCUGGCGUUAUUUGCGAUGUCAGGUACGGGGGCAGGUUGAGAUGUGUCUGGAUUGGCUGGGCACACACCUGAUACCUGCAGGAAGCAGGAUUGAACUCUCUACCUAUCACCUGAUGUUCAGUUCUGAUGGUCACUAUCUCAGCCCACCAACAACAACCCUGGCCAACUUGAGCAGGGAGAUGGUCCCUCUUGCCUGUCAUUGUUGGCCAAUGGGUUGCUGGUGUGUGUGUGUGUGUGUGAGAGAGAGAGAGAGAGAGAGAGCUGGUCUGCCAGGUGGAAUAUGUCCCCAGCCCUCAUCUAUAUGGAUUGGUAGUGCUCUGAGGAGACAUUCCAUGUCCUACUUGGAGAUGCUGGGGGAUUGAACCAAGGUCCUUCUGCAUGCAGAGCAGAUGUUCUAAUUACUGGGCUAUGUGUAGUUCAUGGGACACUAAUAAGAAGGCACAAAUGAAGGUCGCCAGAACCACCUGCCCACCUGAUUGCUUCCCAUACUACUGAUAUGGCAUGCAGUAGGAAGUGCGGGAAAUUCCGCUGGAAAAGGCAAAUGGAACCACUUCUGAGUAAUUCACUUCCAAACAGUGUAGAUCAAAAAGAGGUUUUGCCAAAGGCCAGAUUUGAUAGUACAGUGGUACCUCGGGUUACAGAUGCUUCAGGUUACAGACUCCGCUAACCCAGAAAUAGUACCUCGGGUUAAGAACUUUGCUUCAGGAUGAGAACAGAAAUUGUGCGGCAGCGGCAGCAGGAGGCCCCAUUACCUAAAGUGGUGCUUCAGGUUAAGAACAGCUUCAGGUUAAGAACGGACCUCCAGAAUGAAUUAAGUUCUUAACCCGAGGUACCACUGUAGUCAAAAUAACUGACAUUCGGGGGGGGGGGUGUCUCCAGCAUAUUAUAUUCCUCCAUUUCACGGGUUUGGACUAGACCUUGCAUGGCCACACCUGGCCCUCCAGAUGUUUUGGGACUACAACUCCCAUCAUCCCUAGCUAACAGGACCAGUGGUCAGGGAUGAUGGGAAUUGUAGUCCCAAAACAUCCGGAGGGCCAAGUUUGGCCAUGCCUGGAAUAGGCGAUCCUCAGGUUCCCUUCCAACACCACAGUUCUAUGGUUAUAUCUUUGAAGAAGCACUGAUAAGCAGAGCCUAGGUGUUUCUGCACUUGUUUUGAAUUAGCUCAGUAAAUGGCAUUGGAAUGUUUUGGAAAGUCUGGUGGAGGUCUGCCCCACAGCUUGCUCCACUUGCGAUCCCCACCCAACCCCAAUAACGCCUCCUUUCACCUUCUGCAACCGCUAAGCUCCCUUUUCAUCUUCCCAACCCGCUUCUCUCUUUGAUUCUGCCAUCCCUUGGGCCCCUGCCAAUAUGGCCAGUGAUCAGGAAUUAUGGGAGCUGUAGUUCAGCAACAGGGUAUAUUGGGUGUUAGGGGAGGGGAAAGUACCUCUGAUGGGGACACAUCAUGCUCCUUCGGAGGUAGUUUGUCCACCUUUGGUCCCCACCCUGCGGUCAGCUCUCACCUGUGGCUCCUAGAAGCCGUCAGCAGGUGACAGUGGCCACACCCCAGGAAACAGUUUUGACUGACCAGCUAAACCAGGUGAGGGUAGCUGAUGGGUCUCAAACCCUCAGUGUGUUAGGGACUUCCCCUGCAUGCAAAGAUAGAAUUGAGCAGAUGAAACUAAUAAUAAGAAUGAUAAUAAAAUUGUAUUUAUACCCUGCCCUCCCCAGCCAAGACCGGGCUCAGGGCGGCUGACACCAGGUAUAAAAACAAUUGAUUAAAAUACAACUUAAAAACAAGAUUAAAAUACAACAUUAAAAUGCAUCCUCAUUUCAGUAGAAACUCAAUUCAAAAACUUUUUUGGGGAUGAAAACGUCAAGUCUUCACCAAGGCCAACUAUCCAGACUGGUCCUACGUGGGCCAGAAAAAAGCCAGGGAAGUCCCCAAGUAGGAGUUCCAUCACAGAAGGAGAAAGGAAAGAGGGAAAGGGGAUCAAGUUGAUUCCAAGCCAAAGGUCAGGCGGAACAACUCUGUCUUACAGGCCCUGUGGGAAGAAAUCAGAUCCUGCAGGGCCCUGGUCUCAUGAGACAGAGCGUUCCACCAGGCUGGAGCCAAUGUUGAAAAGGCCCUGGCCCUGGUUGAGGCUAAUCUGACUUCCUUAGGGCCAGGGACCACUAGGGUGUUGCUAUAUAUGGACCUAUAAUAGUGGAUCCAAUGGUCAAGAAGGUGGUUUCUGCAUGUGCUGGAGUAAGGGCAGAUUGGGCUUGUCUGCCUGGGAAGGUAGGCCAUCUAGGAGAAGAAAAACUCUGAUCCUAAAAUGGGACGUCUUCAGGAGAAGGAACAGGCUCUGGAGUAAACCCUACACAAAUUUGGAGCGGAUUCCCUAAGACAGUUGGAUGGCGCCUUUUAUGUCUCCUUCCGGCAACUCCUGCAGCCAAGCUGGUGCCAAACAUCUUACUCUGCUUUCCUUUGGGCCUAAUAAUAAUAAUAAUAAUAAUAAUAAUAAUAAUAAUUUAUUAUUUAUACCCCGCCCAUCUGGCUGGGUUUCCCCAGCCACUCUGGGCGGCUUCCAACAGAACACUAAAAUACAAUAACCUAUUAAACAUUAAAAGCUUCCCUAAACAGGGCUGCCUUCAGAUGUCUUCUAAAAAUCUGGUAGUUGUUUUUCUCUUUGACAUCUGGUGGGAGGGCGUUCCACAGGGCGGGUGCCACUACCGAGAAGGCCCUCUGCCUGGUUCCCUGUAACUUGGGCUUCUCGCAGAGAAGGAACUGGCAGAAGGCCCUCGGUGCUGGACCUCAGUGUCUGGGCUAAACGAUGGGGGUGGAGACGCUCCUUCAGGUAUACUGGACAUCAGCGAGGCCAAGAGUGGGGUCUUGUCUUCUGUGCAGCCCAGGACUUCCACACAUACUGCCCAGGCUUGUGCCCAGAGAAGUCGCUUUGGUGCUGCUAAUGCAGCAGUUUGACUUCACCCCCAGAAGCUCACUCCAUUGUCUCUUGAGACAGAUGGAUGCCAACAAGUUCAGCAGCCUCUGGAGGACCAUAGGUUAGUCACCUCUGUUUUCAAGUUUAAAUGGUUUCAGUGGAGAUAUCUGCAUACCAACCUCUCACUGAAACCUGUGGGUUUUUUAAGUGCUUAAUUUAUGAAUACAUCAUGCCCAAUUAUUUAUGGGGCUUGGGAGGAAAAAUAAAACCCAAUUAAAGAUAAAGGGACCCCUGACCAUUAGGUUCAGUCAUGACCGACUCUGGGGUUGUGGUGCUCAUCUCGCUUUACUGGCCGAGGGAGCCGGUGUACAGCUUUUGGGUCAUGUGGCCAACAUGACUAAGCCGCUUCUGGCGAACCAGAGCAGCGCACGGAAACGCCGUUUACCUUCCCGCCGGAGCGGUGCCUAUUUAUCUACUUGCACUUUGACGUGCUUUUGAACUGCUAGGUUGGCAGGAGCAGGGACCGAGCAACGGGAGCUCACCCUGUCGCGGGGAUUCGAACCGCCGACCUUCUGAUCGGCAAGUCCUAGGCUCUGUGGUUUUAACCCACAGCACCACCCGCGUCCCUAAAACCCAAUUACAUGGGACUUAUUCUCACUAAACUUAGCAAUUACUUCUGAGUAAUUGCUAAGUGUGUAAAGGUGCUCAACAAGACAGGUCCCUGCCCUGAUGAUGGUACAGUCUAAAAUGCAGUAGGGAAGAGAUUCAAUUCAAGAAUUUUGCCCUCAAUUCUAUACCUUCUUACCUAGGAGUAAAACCCACUGAACUCACAGUGGACAUGCAUAGGUUUCAACUGUUGAUCUUAAAUCUUACCAAUGUGAUUAUUUCAAUCUUGGUCCAGUCGUUGUGUCAGUCUAAUCUACCUCACAGGAAAAAAAUGUGAGAGCAUCCUGUAUUGCUACCCUGAAUUCCUUGUGGGAAAAACAACUUACAAAUGUGAUAAGUUACAUUUUGAGGGUCGUUACAGGGAUAGUGGCUGGGUUCUAAUAUUUGUUCACCACAAGGCUGAUUAAGUGGCCUUGGAAUAGUCAUUAUCUCUGCACCUCGUCUGCUUCAAAAGCUUGGUGUUGCUGCCGCCGCUGUUAUAAAAAACUACCCAGAGUUCCUUGAAACAACUUGGGGAUUUAGCACAAGAAGAGAGCCGCAAAGCAUGCGUAAAAUCAAUAUUUUCAUUACUGCUGGCUAACUCUUUGCACAGUUCUUUAAGAAUUGAAUUUAUAUUGAUCUUCUUCCAGAAAGAGGCAGUCGAUAGUCUUCAAAUGGACACAUGAGAACACGUGAUAGAAAGCAGGGAAGGGAAUAGAAAGGAUUGAAAGGAUUUUAGCCUCAACUCCCACCCAACAACUCUUCACAGUUAAGGCAGCAACCCUAGUUCAGUUGACCUGUGAGUUACUCUAGCACAUUUGCAAAGCUAAGCAGGGUCCUGUAUGGUUUCAACUUGGAAGGGGGACCAUGUGUUGAGAUAGAUGACCCUUGAGGUCCCUUCCAACUCCUACAAUUCUGAUGCGUUUAGGAAUGUACUAUACAGUGGUACCUCGGGUUACAUAUGCCUCAGGUUACAUACGCUUCAGGUUACAGACUCUGCUAACCUAGAAAUAUUACCUCGGGUUAAGAACUUUGCUUCAGGAUGAGAACAGAAAUCGUGCUCCGGCGGUGCGGCGGCAGCGGGAGGCCCCAUUAGCUAAAGUGGUGCUUCAGGUUAAGAACAGUUUCAGGUUAAGAACGGACCUCCGGAACGAAUUACCGUAUUUUUCGCACUAUAGGACACACUUUUUCCCCUCCAAAAAUGAAGGGGAAAUGUGUGUGCGUCCUAUGGUGCGAAUGCAGGCUUUCACUGAAGCCUGGAGAGCGAGAGGGGUCGGUGCGCACCGACCCUCUCGCUCUCCAGGCUUCAGGAGAGCCCCAGCGCCAUCCCCACAAGGUCGGGGGACAGAGGGAGGCGGAACGCCGCCAUCCCGCUGUCUCCCGAAGUGGUUUGGAGGCUGGCGGCGGGGAGACCCCGCCGCCGGCCCCGCAAGCUCCGGGGACAGCGGGGAGACGCAGUGCGGCUCCCGCUGUCCCCGGACCUGAUCUGCAGGGCGGGCGGCAGGAGAAGAGCGCUUCUCCCCGCUGCCUGCCCCCAGCUCCGGGGACAGCUGGGAGGCGCAGCGCGUCUUCCCGCUGUCCCCGGACCUGGUCGCAGGGUGGGCGGCAGGGAGAGAGCGCUUCUCCCCGCUGCCUGCCCCCAAGCUCCGGGGACAGCGGGAGGCGCGGUGCAUCUCCCGCCGUCCCCGGACCUGAUCGCUAGGGCGGGUGGCAGGGAGAAGAGCGCUUCUCCCGCUGCCUGCCCCCAGCUCCGGGGACAGCUGGGAGACGCAGCGCGUCUUCCCGCUGUCCCGGACCUGAUCGCAAGGCGGGCGGCAGGAGAAGAGCGCUUCUCCCGCUGCCUGCCCCCAAGCUCCGGGGACAGCGGGGAGGCACCGCGCGUCUUCCCGCUGUCCCCGGACCUGAUCGCAAGGUGGGCGGCAGGAGAAGAGCGCUCCCCGCUGCCUGCCCCCAAGCUCCGGGGACAGCUGGGAGGCGCAGCGCGUCUUCCCGCUGUCCCCGGACCUGGUCGCAAGGUGGGCGGCAGGAGAAGAGCGCUUCUCCCGCUGCCUGCCCCCAAGGUCCGGGGACAGCUGGGAGGCGCAGCGCGUCUUCCUGCUGUCCCCGGACCUGAUCUGAAGGCGGGCGGCGGGGAGAAGAGCGCUUCUCCCGCUGCCUGCCCGCAGGCUCCGGGGACAGCUGGGAGACGCAGCGCGUCUUCCCGCUGUCCCGGACCUGGUCUGAAGGCGGACUGCGGGGAGAAGAGCGCUUCUCCCCGCUGCCGGCCCCACAAGCGCCUGGGGGGGAAAUAAUUUUUUUUUCUUUAUUUCCCCCCCAAAAAACUUGAUGCGUCCUAUGGGCCGGUGCGUCCUAUGGUGCGAAAAAUACGGUAAGUACUUAACCCGAGGUACCACUGUAAUGCCACAACCAAUGACUUUUGUUAUCACAGUUACUCCUGUGCGUGAUCAAUGUGGUUAUUGUUCAUAUAUUUCAAACUUUAAUCAAUUUUUUACAGACUGGAGUUUAUGCGCCUCGUGGUCAUUUGACCCUACCGUUUGUGAUGGGUUUUCUCUAUACGUGUGUGUGUACCUGUAACAUUUCAUGCGUCUGAUGCAGUGAACUUGACCACUUUGUGCUAUAAUAAAUUGCUUAGUCUUUACAGCACCCCAAGACUCUUCCUUGUUCCAUUACAGCAGAUUAAAACAGCUACCCCUCUGGAAUAUUGAAUUUCAUCGACGCAGAACAUAGAAUCAAAUGGUGCAGGGUUUGUUCUUGGACUCUACCAUUCCGGCUGCAUGUCGGAGAUUGCAUUUUGGAGAGCUCCUGGGAGCAGAGGAGGAAAAAUCCCCGCAUGCAGAAAAUCAGAAUGUCAGGGGGGAAAUAUUCUAAAUUUCUGCUGGAUCUUUUUGAAGUGUUUUCUGACCACCACCAGGCAAGGCACAGUCCACAGAAAGCUACAGUAUAUCACGUGGUUCUGCUGCACAUGUAGAUCAAUUCCCUUAUUCGGUGCACAUCCUGGAAGUAUAUCAAUAAUGUUCUUCCUUUCUUCUUCUUCCUUGUAGCAAGCCGUGUUAAAAAAUGGUACAGAAUUUUUUGAAAUGUGGGAGGAGCCUCCGCCGCCAGUUUAUAUGCAGUUCUAUUUUUUCAACUUGACCAAUCCUUUGGAAGUGGUUCAAGGCGAACCUCCCAUUGUGAGACAAGUUGGACCAUACACUUACAGGUAUUUUUUGCUUCAUUCAUUACUCCAAGACAGUUUAUAAAGAGAUUGUGCUUUGGGUCCCAAAACAAGAUUCAAGGGAUGAUGGUGAAAGCAGGAAUCACAAGGGUGUCAAAAUGUCACAACAACUUGACCACUCAGAGAAGUAAGAAAGGAGCUGGUAGGUGAAGGAUUAACUGCAGAGUUGGGAUCUGUAUAAGUUUCUAGCCCUCAUGGAUAUAGAAAUAAUAUUGUAUAAGUAAUACAGUGGUACCUUAGUUGUUGAACUUAAUCCGUUUGACUCCCGGAACUGUUUGAAAACCAAGGCGCAGCUUCCGAUUGGCAAUCGGAAGUCACAUCGGACGUUCGGUUUCCAAAAAACCUUCACAAACCGGAACACACACUUCUGGGUUUGCGGUGUUAGGGAGCCCAUUUGUUCAGGAGCCAAGCCAAUCGACAACCAAUGUGCCACUGGUGGAUUCUCAGAGAGCUUAAGGCAGCGUGGUCAACCUUUUUGCACCAGUGGGCACAUUAAAAAAAUUCAGAAAGCGCUGUGGGUGCCAGUCAGAAAAUGGCUGCCAUGGGAGUGUGGCAUACGCAACAUAGGGCAUGGCUUAGGGGUUCUGAGCUGGCACUGCUAUGACCAGGGUGGGGAAGCAGUACUGGCAGUGACACCAGCGUCUGCCAUGAAGGCAUUUAACUUCCGGCGAGAUCUUGUACCCUGUGGCCUCUGGCACUGUUUUACUAGAGUCGAUGUACUGCACUAGGAUGAACUGAGAUAUUUUUAAAAUACUACUUUCCUCUCUCUCUUUCUCUCCUCUCUCUUUCUCUGCAGGGAACACAGACUCCACGUAAAUGUUCACUUUUUAGACAACGGCACAAAAGUGUCUUCUCUGAAUCCAAAGACUUACUUCUUCGAGCCGGAGAUGUCCGUCGGGGACCCGGAAGCUCAUCUGAUCAGGACUAUAAACAUGCCUGCACUGGUGAGGUUUCUUUCGGGCAGCUUGCAAGGAUUUUAUUGUCGCUUUCGUGCUGCUUUAAUUGGAGACGCCCGUGAUUGAACCUUAUGCCUGUAAAGCAAGGGGGGGGGGGACUUUGUUGUGCCAGGUGUUGCUGAACUGCAUCUCCCAUCAUCCCUCACCAUUGUUCAUGCUUGCAGUGGCCAAUGGGAGUUGCAGCGCAAACCGGCAAAGUUUAGCCACAGCUGCUGCAUAGAAGGUGCCUGUCACUCCUUGCUGUUGGUUCCUGUAGUUUUAAACCCUCUGUGCACCCUACACUUGGAUGGUGAGGGGUGAGUAGUCUCUUCCCUUUUAAAAAUUGCAAUCUGGCGUAUUACCAGCAUCAAGAAGCAUCACAAAACACAACAAAUGCAAUGAAAAGCAAAUGGCAUUCAUACUCCCUAACCCCAAAGUGUGUGAAAUCACAGUCCUGUGUGUCCUUUACAGCAAAAUUACUCAGACAGAUGGCUUUAAACUUGUCCAGCCUCGCUCACACAAAUCUCAUGGCUAUUAUCUGUAAAACUCAAAAAUAAAGUUUCCAAGAACGGAUCCUUUUUCUGGAGUGAUUAGCCAUGCAGGCUUCACCUGUGAGAUUUUUUUCUUCGUUGCAGCCGGGACUCUACACUUGGUAGCCCAUGGAGUAAUUGAUGGAAGCUUAACCUGAUCUUCCUUUCUUUUUGUAAUUUGGAUGCUCUCUGGUUGAUGCAAAUUGCUUCCUAUCAGAGAGGAAGUAUCACCUGAAACAGGCUGGGCCUGCUUGUCAAAAAUCAGAUCGUUCUGUGACAGCAGCAAGGGGGUUGUCAACUAUUUGCCGUUUAUAGAGUGCUUAUUUAGAAUAAGAUCUUCCUGAACUGUAGACUUGAAGGCAGUUCAAGGUGUUAUGGGCCGGGGCUCCACCUUGUGGUGGAUUGAAGAACUGCAGGCAUUUAGGCAUUCCAUAGGCCAAAGUACACAUUAUAUGUCAGGUGAUGGGAAUCUCUCACCUCUCCUAAAAAGAGCUGUGGAGCCAUGCCUGGCAUAGGGCUGAUGGUGAUGGCAUUUGGAGUUUAGAUGCAUUAGCAGAAGUUGAGCUUAACCGGACCCCUUGCUUGGAGGGAGCACAUUUUACCAUUGCAUGUAGUCACACUGAGACUCUUGAGUUUAGUAAGAUAAUAAAAAAAGCUAACCUGGUUAAAGGAAAUACAUGCUUGACAGAAAAUAUCCUAGUUCUGUGUAGCCAAGGUGGAGAUACAAAGAGGCAUUCUUGCUCUUUCAUCACUGCAGGAGAGCAUAGCUGUCAACCGUCCCUUAUUUGGCGGGAAAGCCCCUUAUCCCAGCGCCGUGUCCCGCUGCUGUCCCUUAUUGAUGAUGUCCCUUAAAUUUCCCGGGUUUCAAAGGAAGCAGCUCUUCUCCCUCCCUCCCUGCCGGCCAGGGAGGAGGGAGGCUCCAACUGUGUUGCUUGGCUGCAUUGCUCACCCAAUAAGGAGUCUUAAGAACGACUGGGGGGGUGGAGCUUGCAUGCCUUGUGCCGAUCAAAUCGGCAACAUUGCCUGGGGACUCGCCUUUGCUCAGCGCUUCCCAGCAGAGAGGUGACAGUGGUUUUCCUUGCUGCAUCCCCUUUGCCGGGUUGCUGCGCUGUGGGAACCAUCGCUUGAGGCUUCAUUUGGCUGCUGGCUGGGCUUUCUGCCUUUGGCUUGGAGGGGCUCAGAAGUUGAACAUACCUGUGCUUGGAAAAUCCCUUAUUUUGGCUGCUGAUCCUUAUUUUUGAGGCUGCUGGUCCUUUAUUUUCAAAUCUGUAAGUUGACAGCUAUGCAGGAGAGACAUGCAAAUAGGCUUCCUUUCCCAAGGUAAGGACAAAGUAGGAAAUGAGGUCGGCCACCCCAAGGGUGUCAGUCUGGCAUCGUAAGAAGGUCAGUGCAGGUUAAGUCAGAAAUACAGUCUAGGAAGUAUGGAGGACCCCCUCUCUAUCUACUCUCUCUACCCAUGCAAACCCGCCAGUUUUCAGUACAAGCUGAGUUGCACUCAGCACUUCCAAAAGAUGGAUUAACUCUUCCUCCCCUUUCCUUUUGGACUACCAUCAGCUACAAAAGGGAAAACAUGCAUGCACUCAAUGUGCAGUUUUACCCUAAUGAUUUCUCAGUAGUACAUUUCACAAGUUUAACACGUCUUCAAACAAAAACAUCUUGGAGGUCCCGGGCCACAGAGAGGUUAGGCUGGCCUCAACCAGAGCCAGGGCUUUUUCAGCUGUGGCUCCAAUCUGGUAGAACGCUCUGUCACAAGAGACUAGGGCCCUGCGGGACUUGACAUCUUUCCGCAGGGGCCUGCAAGACAGAGCUGUUCCACCAGGCCUUUGGCCAAGGCACAGCCUGACCCCCUCCUUUGGUAACUCUUCACAGAACUCUAGCCCAGUGGUUGCCAUCAAUUUGAUUUUAACUGAUUUUAGAAUGAAUCGAUUUUAGAAUGCUGUAUUAUUUUACUGUUGUUUGCCGCUCUGAGCCCGGCUUCGGCUGGGGAGGGCGGGAUAUAAAUAAAUUAUUAUUAUUAUUAUUAUUAUUAUUAUUAUUAUUAUUAUAAUAUUCUUUGCAAUGGCUCCGUGAGCUAGGUUGCUGCUGCUGUGUGCUCCGGAGAGAAAAAUGACUUGCCUGUGGCCGCCUGCUUGAGUUUUAUGGCUGCCAUGAAAUUUAAACUGGGGGCUCAUGUUGCUCGUUUUAAAACGUGCACCCUGUUUUUCAUUAUAAAAGACAUUCAAAGCAGCUUGCAGAGGGAAGUUCUUAAAAGACACAGAAUACUUUUUUUAAAAAAAUAGCAGAUCCAAUUAUUAAAACCAGUUCCCAAUUUUCAGUUCAGUUUCAUCUAUUUCGGUUUGCCCAACACUCUGUUCCUCUUCUCAGGUGGUCUGCUACUGCAGUACAUUGACUCCAGUAAAACGGUGCCAAAAGUCAGAGGACCCAAGAUUUUGCCAGAAGGUGGCACCGCUGCCAGCGCUGCUUAUCCACAGAUGGUGGGAUGGGGGUGGGCAGGGAGCCUGUGGGGGCACCCAAUCUUGGGCCACCUGAGGCAGCUGCCUCACCCCACCUCAUGGGGGAACUGGCCCUACACCCCCUCUACAUUCCAUUUUCUACCAGUUCCUGGGAGUCAGAACUACGGAGAGUUCUCUUGGGCUUGAGUCCUCCUUGUGGGUUUCCUGCAGACACCUGGCUAGCCCCUGUGAGCUCCACAUGUUCACAUGCUUUCCUUCUCCUCCUCCAUCAGGUUGCAAUGAACAUGGCUACAGCAACGCCCAUGCAUUUCCCUGCAGAGAUCUUGCUCAUAUUAUUUGACGAAAACUUGUUCACGACACGCACUGUCCAUGAACUGCUGUGGGGCUACACAGACAAGCUGCUCAGUGCCCUACACAAAUUCCGCCCCAGUAUUGACCCAGACUUCGGCUUUUUUAAAAAGGUAAGGUUCUGACUGCACAAUCCUACCUGUUCGCAGACUGUCUCGCCAGAGUGGUGCAUGCUCUAGUUCAGUGUUUUUCAACCACUGUUCCGCGGCACAAUAGAUGUUGCCUGGUGUGCCGUGGGAAAAACUGAAAAAUUCAAAAGAUUUUUUAAAAAAAAAUAUGUCAAAUUUUCGCCCACUAGGCGGGCGCCGGACUGUGUCCACCCUAUUUUCCAUCCGUCCUGGGUGGGGAUCAGAUCGGAUGGGAUCGGAUGAGAGCGGACAGGCGGUCCGCUCUCAUCCGAUUCCCCAUAGAGAGCAGCGGGGCUCUGACAUCUCCCUCUCCGCACACAGUGCGGAGACGGAGCUGUCAUCCGCCGGCUCAGCGGGGAUCAGCGGAUCGAUCCCCGCUGAGCAGAGAACGGUCCGCAACGUUCGAUUCCAGCCAGAAUAUCAGCUUUGUGUUCAGCCAAACAGGCCCAGGUUGCGCACUGAAUAAAGUAUUUUAUAAUUUUUCAUAUUUCUGUUUACUUACUAUUUCAUAAUAAAGUAAUUAUAAAAUACUUUCUUUGUGUUUAUUUGAUUCCUAUUCAAGAGAAUUACUUUAUAUAUAGUCAAUAUAGGCACAGAGUUAAAUGUUUUAACAUUUUCUAAUGGUGGUGUGCCUCGUGAUUUUUUUCAUGAAAUAAGUGUGCCUUUGCCCAAAAAAGGUUGAAAAACACUGCUCUAGUUAUCUCCCGCUUCGACUACUGCAAUGAGCUCUACAUGGGGCUACCUUGAAGGUGACCCAGAAACUGCAAGUAAUCCAGAAUUUGGCAGCUAGACUGGUGACUGGGAGCACCCACUGAGACCACAUAACACCGGUCUUGAAAGACCUACAUUGGUUCCCAGUACGUUUCCGAGCACAAUUCAAAGUGCUGGUACUGACCUUUAAAGCCUUAAAUGGACUCGGUCCAGUAUACCUGAAGGAGCGUCUCCACCCCCCAUUGUUCUGUCCAGACACUGAGGUCCAGCGCCGAGGGCCUUCUGGCGGUUCCCUCACUACGAGAAGCAAAGUUACAGGGAACCAGGCAGAGGGCCUUCUUGGUAGUGGCGCCCGCCCUAUGGAACACCCUCCCAUCAGAUGUCAAGGAAAUAAACAACUACCUGAUAUUUAGCAGACAUCUGAAGGCAGCCCUGUUCAGGGAAGUUUUUAAAGUGUGACAUUUUAAUGUAUUUUUAAUCUUUGUUGGAAGCCGCCCAGAGCGGCUGGGGAAACCCAGCCAGAUGGGCGGGGUACAAAUAAAAAAAUAUUAUUAUUAUUAUUAUUUAAUCCAAAUCCAAGAUCUGCUAGGGUGAGAGUUUUCGAUUUGGUGGAUUCUGGGGUUUCCUAGGAGAGCUGGCAAGAGAUACACCAGCAUAAGUUAGCCAGCACCCUGUCAGCUGGUAUAAGCCCCCCACCAAGGGGUGAUCCAGGGGUCUGUUGGGGGCACAGCAGGGCAAGGAGUGAUUUACACGUAUUCCAAACCCUGUGCUUCGAGGAAGGUGGUGCAAGUCACAUUCCUCCUGAAUGGAGUUUGGAAUAGGCAUGUCUGGGAUAGCUCAGUCAGUACAGCAUGUGACUCUUAAUCUCUGCGUUGUGGGUUCGAGCCCCACAUUGGGCAAAAGAUUCCUGCAUUGCAGGGGUUGGAAUAGAUGACUCUGGGAGUCCCUUCCAACUUUACAAUUCUAUGAUAACUUGGGCCAGCAUUUUAUAGGUAAGAUUGCUUUGUUCCUUACAAGGCAAGGUCUUGCCUGUUUUCUUUGUUGUUUGGAGCCUUUGCAAACAUUUUCUUCUGCAACCUGCCGGUCAGACGGAACAAGGCCUACUCGCUCACCUUGGAUUUUGCUUCAGACCAGCAGCAAAGCUUGCAAUUCCGAUAUACAAAUCUGCCACGCAUCUGUGUUUAGAGCACUGCGUAUGGUCUGUGCCAUCUCAAGUAGGGGGGCUGAGAAAAUGGGGGAGAAGGGUUUGCUGUUCUGUGGGGACACCGUGGGGCUCGACUGGAUGCAGCUGGCUCUUCCCUGUCCCCUUCUUCCUUCAUCCAUCUGAUGUUAGAUGAACUUUUAUUGCCUGCAGGCAUCUUCAGAAGCCCCUUUCAAAGUGUUGUUACAGUGCUUUGAAAGGGACUCCUCUGCAAGAACCGCUGAUCCAGCAACCUUUUGGCUGAGGCAGGUGCAGGGCUGCUGAAUGUGCCUUAGCUGAAAUGUUCUGGCCGGCCAGAUUGAGAGGCUGGGCAGGCCCAGUUCAGUCUACAGGCCAGAAGUGCCCCAGUCCUCUCCCAUCACAAGGCUUUGGAACCAGGGAUGUUGGAGAACUUCACUCAGCCAGCGUCUGCAAGCAAACCAACCUAUUUAGCACUUCCUAGCUCACUGAUAGGGACGCCGGUGGCACUGUGGGUUAAACCACAGAGCCUAGGACUUGCCGAUCAGAAGGUCGGUGGUUCGAAUCCCUGCGACAGGGUGAGCUCCUGUUGCUCGGUCCCUGCUCCUGCCAACCUAGCAGUUCGAAAGCACGUCAAAGUGCAAGUAGAUAAAUAGGUACCGCUCCGGCGGGAAGGUAAACAGCGUUUCUGUGUGCUGCUCUGGUUUGCCAGAAGCAGCUUAGUCCUGCUGGCCACAUGACCCGGAAGCUGUAUCCUGGCUCCCUCGGCCAAUAAAGCGAGAUGAGCACCGCAACCCCAGAGUCGGCCACGACUGGACCUAAUGGUCAGGGGUCCCUUUACCUUUACCUUUACCUAGCUCACUGAUACUCAGAUUGGCAUAUUAAUCUGGGCUGAAAAGGUUCCCAAGUCCUGCAAUAGGGUGAAGGAUCAGUCGGUUCUUUCCUGUCCCCUCAUCCCACCAAUCACAAAAAUGGUCAUGUUUUAUUUCUAGAUGAACGGGUCCGAUGAUGGCGAGUACGUUGUCCUAAGCGGGGAGAAGAAUUACCUUGACUUAACGAAGAUCGUCAAAUGGAGAGGGAAAGAGUAAUGUUUCUUUCUUUUCCUUUUAAUUUGAGUGCUGGACUCUCUGGUUAAUAAUUCGCGUUUCAAAUUUUGAAAGGCAAGGACGUGCAGAGCAAGAGCUCUUGGGCGAUGAUGGUGAUGAUUUGACAGAGCAGCACCAGUGUGCUAAUCCAGGGAGCACAUUUUGAGUGGGUGCUGUGGGUGCCCAUCACAAAACGGCCGCCAUGGCAGGACACACUUUUUUUUAAAAAAAAAUAAUAUUUAUUAAAAUUUCACAAGGAAAAAAAAACCACAUUAAUGAAGAAAAAAUUAACAAUAAAAAGAAAAAAUACAAAGGAAAUAAGGAAAAAAAACAAUUAAAAACAAUUUCAUCUUUUCCUCACUUCUUUUACAUUUACUUGUUUCUCGGACCUCCUCUUACCCCCCUCUUUUGUAUUCUAAUUAAAUAUGUUAACCCAACAAUUCCUUUCCCUCCUUUUUAAUCCUAAUCUUUAAUCUUGAUAUAAUGUAACUUAAAAUUUUAGAUUUUAGAUAUUAAAACCAAUUUUUAGAUAUUAAAUUUUUAGAUAUUAAAACCAAUUUUUCCAUAUUCUUUUAGCCUGUACAGCUAAAAACCCCUUAACUUCAAUCCAACAUCAUGGAUUGACACACACAUCAUGGCAGGACACACUAAAGGGAGCCCCGUCUUGGGGAAGCUUUCCCCAGAAUUGUAAUUCCAUACUAGAAGACUUUUAAGCUUGUUGCAUUUCUGCUUCAGAAAUGAAACAGAAGCAGGGUAAAACGCAUUAAAGGCGAGGGGGACCCCAGCAAAUUGGGACCCCAAGAUUUUCUGUUUCCAGGUGUCCAAACAAAUCAGUCGCAGCUCUGACUUCACCCAUUGGCUUAAAACACUGGCUUAGUUCACGGAAAUCACUUAGAAGGGUACCUGCAUGUUUGGGUCCAUAACUUUAUUUCUAGGAGGGAUAGAGUCUUACUUUUUUAUUUAAAUAAAAGCCCAAGGGCAGCUAAAGAAACCCUUUAUGAGCAUUGUGGCGCCCAUGUGCUCUGCCUUGGCAAUGCCCGCACUAAACAAAAGGCUGGCCUUCGCCCCCCAAGAACUGGCAGCUCUAAAUUUAGACAGGGGAAAUGGAAAUGGAGCUAACAUGGGAGGAAUCUGCACACAUGGAGAGACAGGUGCUGAAGCUUCGUUUUAGUUGGGCGUAAGGAUUAAAGCAGCUGUCCCCAAGCCCAAUGCUCUCCAGUUGUUCUUGGACUCUGACUCCCAUCAUCCCUCACCAUGGGCCAUGUUGUCUGGGGAUGGUGGGAGAUGGAGUCUGGAGAACAGAAGGACACCAGUUUGGAGAUUGCUGGACUUUUCAAAGGCUUGGUGGAAGAGUUUGGAUUUGAUAUCCCGCUUUAUCACUACCCUAAGGAGUCUCAAAGCGGCUAACAAUCUCCUUUCCCUUCCUCCCCCCCAACAAACACUCUGUGAGGUGAGUGGGGCUGAGAGACUUCAGAGAAGUAUGACUCGCCCAAGGUCACCCAGCAGCUGCAUGUGGAGGAGCGGGGAAGCGAACCCGGUUCACCAGAUUACGAGUCCUCCGCUCUUAACCACUACACCACACUGGCUCUCUGUGAAGGGGUCGUGUUGUUGUUUUUUAAAAUAAAAAGAGGUAUUUCUUCUUGUUGCCUUUUUAAAAAAUAGAGGUGGCUUUUUGUCGGUUCUCUACGAAAUAAUUCCACACAGUAAGGGAGAAUAGGCUGUCUCAUUGAAAAGAACAGGAUGUCUUACUAAGGUGGUAAGAUUGAGGGAGCCAAGUUGAGAGGCAGGGAUCAGUAGAUAAAUAUAUUGGGCUGUAAGUAAAAAUAAAGGAAGGGGGAGUGGAGAUCUUUAAAGUUGAGGACAAAGAAAUUAUUCUGCAUAUGGAAGGGGAUAAGAAGAAACAGAGAUGAGGUUCUAUCUGGGGCAUGGGGAAGUGACGGGAAUAAUAGCCCUAGGCUGUUUUAUUUGAGGCUGCUGCAAAACACUGAUUUUUCUACGUGCUCAAAAGCUGUUCCUCCUCCGUAUGUCUUCCCUCUGUAGCUCACUAGACUGGUGGACGUCGCCAACUUGUAACAUGAUAAAUGGAACCGACGGUGAUACUUUUCACCCAUUGAUAGACACUGGUGAAACCAUCUACGUUUUCUCGUCAGACUUCUGUAGGUAAGAAUGGUGGAAGGUCUUCAUAUCGUAGUGCUUUUCCUACUGUCACAACAACACUUAGGAAGGAGCAGAUUCAAGCAGGCCACAAGGAAAGUUAAUUAGUGCGUUUCAGUGGGAUAUAUGGGGCAUCCCAAGCCCAUAACUUGCUGGUGAACAUUGCUAGCGUUGGAUUAUACUUUGUUUGGAAUACGUGUAAAUUGCUCCUUGCCCUGCUGUGCCCCCAACAUACCACGUGUGUGUGUUUGGUCCACGUGUGUGUGCUUGUGUUUGGAAGACGGAAGAGAGAAAACGGGGUGGAGAAGCUGAGCUGGAAGCAGCAAACAGGAGCUGGGAACCAGAUGCCACAAACCAGAGGAAUCGGAAGCCAGGAAUACAAACUGGGAAGUCAGAUCUUUAGUCCAAAGUCAGAGCCAACGCGUGUUGCUGCCCAGGCAACAACUCAGCCCUGCACAGGAAGCUUUUAUCGUUCUUUCUAAUGAGGGGAUGCAAUGGCCAGCCUAGGUGGGUGAUGUCUGACUGGAGCCCAUUAAUCCAUUGCCUGCCAAGCGAUGCUCUAACCUGUAGUCUUGUUGGCUCACUGAGUAGGGCAGCAGUUUCCAGCUCAAUGGGUCCCUGGCUUUUGCCCCAGGAGUUUCAGUGACACAGGCCCUCCAUUCACACCACAGCAGCCCUGAAGAGCGCACAGUGCGUCUUUUGUUUCCGAUCAAAGCCCGCGGCGGAAGGCUUCAGGCUCUUCUUGUCCUUUCCAGGUCCAUGUACCUCACGUUUCAGAAGUACGUGACCAUUGAAGGGAUCUCAGCCUACCGGUUUUCGCCUCCUGAGAUGCUCUUUGCAAACGCCUCCGUCAAUCCAGACAAUGCCGGGUUUUGUGUGCCGGCAGGGAACUGCCUAGGGGCAGGGCUCCUGAACAUCAGCGCCUGCAAUCAAGGUACGUGAGCCAAAAGGGAUGCUAGGGCAGAACAGACUUUGCCAACCCUGCACACCUCCCAGUAUCAUUUUGCAGAUUUGUUUGGGUUUUUUUGUGUGCGUAUGUAAUCUCUGACUCCUGGAAACCCCCAAAAUAGCCCGGCAAGGACUGUGCAUCCUCGGUGGGUAUGGAAUGCCGACUGACAGUUGGAGGGAGCAGGAAAUGGAAACUGGGAGAGCAGGGGGCAUGCAGUGGAGUAUCCUGGGAAAGGGUAUGACUGGCUUGAAGGAAUCCUGAACAGGAGCACCCCAAGGUGCAGCAUUUUUUUGCCAGGGACCGUGCUGAGGAGGGGUGCGCUGAGGAGGAAUGGUGGGAGUCUCCCCCUGCUCCGGAUCUUGAAUCUUCCCAGGAGCAGGAGGACAGUAUAGAUUUGGAACAGCGGUUUGCAGAGGGGUAUAGUUCAGAAGGCAGAAGCUGGGAAAUACUGGAUGGGGAACAGCUAGGAGGAGAAGCACUAGGGGAGAGAGAGUUAACAGACUCAGUUUCUCUGGAAAGCGUUCAUCCGCUCAGCCCAAGGUCAAGAAGAACAGAAAGCACAGUGGCUGCGAGAUCAGGUUGCAAGACGCGGUAGUGGCGUGGGGAUCUAGGGAGGAAGUGGGGGGAAACCCUUAAUUGGGAGCACCUUCAUUCCUAGGAAUGGAUUCUUUGUGAUCAUUAAAAUUUCUAACUGGUAAGAGACUCCUUUCUCUUUGUUCUGCUUAUCUACUGCCAAAGGGGAGCGGGGGGAGGAAGCCCCUGAAGCCUGACACCACUUUCCCCCUGUAGGCAAAAGAUUCUUGCAUUGCAGGGGGUUGGACUAGAGGACCUUUGGGUCCCUUCCAACUCUGCAAUUCUAUGAAAUACUGCUUUGGCACCAGUGAGAAUUUUGUGCGCUGGGAUGUCCCUGGUUCAGUUCUCACCUCUGGCUCGAAUUCAUUUGGUGGUCUGUCAGGGAAGCUUCUGCAGGAGGGGGAGAAUGACACUAGCCUGUUUUAUAGUUCUGUCGCAAGGCUCACCGAGCGAAGGGAAAGACCUUUGAAUGCUUAAAAUGUUCCAUAUAAAUGCUAGCUCUUACUAUUAUUACAGCAGCUUCGGUUGAUUAGUUAUCUGGCUUUUUAAUUCAUCUUCAUGAUGUUAAAACAGUGGUACUAUUGAUUAUAAUUAUAAUAGUGUAAAGUCCAUGAGAUUUAAAGAGUGAGCAAAAUCAGGACACUUACUUAGUACUACAAGACUCAAUUUAUAUCCUGCCUUUCCUACAGCAACCUGAAGGUGGCGUUUAUGGCUUUGCCCCUUUCAAUUUUAUCUUCCCAACAGGGAGGGAGGUUAGGUAAUGGCUGGCCCAAGGUCACACAGUGAGCUUCGUGGUUGAAGGCACUACACCACACAGGCAGAACUGUGGCUGUAUGUCUGGAGGGAAUUUUUAAAGGGAAAUGUGCCCUUCUCCCUUCAGUUUCUGACAGCUGUUGUUCUUACAGGUGCACCAAUAUUUUUAUCACCCCCACAUUUUUACCUAUCCGAUGAUAAGUUUGUCCAGGACAUUGAUGGCAUGCAUCCGAAUCAGGAGGAGCACGAGACAUAUGUGGACAUAAACCCUGUAGGUACCACGCUCUGCCUUAUAGUUGUUACAGUUUGGCUUUCAGGAAGGACCUGUAAUAAUAACAACAACAACAAUAAUAACAACAAUAAUAAUUUAUUAUUUAUACCCCGCCCAUCUGGCUGGGCUUCCCCAGCCACUCUGCGUGGCUUUCAACAAAAUAUUAAAAUACAGUAAAGCAUCAAACAUUAAAAGCUUUCCUAAACAGGACUGCCUUCAGAUGUCUUCUAAAAGUCUGGUACUGUAUUUUAAUAUUUUGUUGGAAGCUGGCCAGAGUGGCUGGGGAAACCCAGCCAGAUGGGCGGGGUAUAAAUAAUAAAUUCUUCUUCUUCUUCUUCUUCUUCUUCUUCUUCCUCCUCCUCCUCCUCAAACUCCAACGCUCCACAGGCCUUAUAGGGCUCAAGGGAUUGCUAGGCACUAUUUUUGUGCCGUUUUCACAGCUCUUUUAGGGCUGUUUUUGCUCCUUUUUGCGCCGCUUCCGGGUUUGCGGUUACAUGUGCCUUGAACGCAAAUGGAGAGUUGCCUGUAUUCAGGAUUAACAAAUUCAGCAAGCAAUUAACAUGCAUAUGCGUAGCCUCCAUAAGCAACAGGAGCCAUUGCUUCUGCUGCAGCCCACGUGGCACGGCGAGGAAGCACCAUAACUCAGCGGCAGGGCGCAUCCUUUGAAUGCGAAAGGUCCCAGAUUUAACCUCCCAACAUCUCCUGGUUGAUGAUGUCAAGCCCUGGCGAGCCUCUGCCAAUCAGUGCAGGUAAAUCUGAGCUAGAUAGGUCAAUGACUCUUGGGUUGAGCGCUAUUCUCUGCUUCGUAGGGAUGUCUCCUUUGGGCACCAUCUUAGGAUGGUUUAUGAUGAUGGCAGAGGCUUAGAUGCAAAUAAAUAAAUACACUGCACACACUAAUGCACGUCAAUAACCAAUUUCUAAAAUCUUACUGAGUCACAAUUCCUUUAUCCCUCAGUUGACAGGAGUGCUGGUCAGAGCAGCCCGGCGACUGCAGAUCAAUACUUACGUUGAAAAGCUACCCGAUUUUAUGUAAGUACUCUGUUGGGGUUUUUAAAUUUUUAAAAAAUUUAGUGUAAGAAAACCAUUAGAAUGAGUCGUAUAUAAAGCAGGAUAGGAGAAGGGGAACAAAGGACGUUAAAUUAAAAGGUGCAGUAGAUACUUGAAAAGAUGAAUGAGAUUUUUUAGGAUAUUUAAUUAUUUAAACUGUAUCGCUUUAGCAUUUUGAUGUUCCCUGGGAACAGGGAUUGAGUACUAAACCGCUCUGGGAAUUAUAGCUCUGUGAGAGGGGAGAGGAGUCUCCUAACAGCUGGCAGCAUCCUUAACAAGCUGCAGUCCCCAGGAUUCGUUGGAGGGAAGCAAUGACUCUUAAAGGUAAAGGUAAAGGGACCCCUGAUCAUUAGGUCCAGUCGUGGCCGACUUUGGGGUUGCAGCGCUCAUCUCGCUUUAUUGGACGAGGGAACCAGCGUACCGCUUCCAGGUCAUGUGGCCAGCAUGACUAAGCCGCUUCUGGCGAACCAGAGCAGUGCACGGAAACGCUGUUUACCUUCCCGCUGGAGCAGUACCUAUUUAUCUACUUGCACUUUGACGUGCUUUCGAACUGCUAGGUUGGCAGGAGCAGGGACCGAGCAACGGGAGCUCACCCCAUCGCGGGGAUUCAAACCGCCAACCUUCUGAUCGGCAAGUCCUAGGCUUUGUGGUUUAACCCACAGCACCACCCGCGUCCCUUACAAAGUGACUCUUACAAAGUGGUAUAAUAGUGUUUCAAAGGUCUGGUGCUGGUUUGGCCAGGGAUAAGUGCAAGGGGAGGGGUGACGAGAUCUGCCUUUCUGCUGUCCGCGUGCUCCUCUCUUUUCCACCCUCUGACCUUGCUAAGCCACUUCAAGCAGCUUGUGGUAUGAGUAGGAGAGAAAUUGCAUGUGUAGAGAGGUGAACAGCCUAUUAUGGCAUCUGGAUAGGGAGUGCCGCCCUGCCAGCCGAGCUUCUGACUAGGCACCUGUGCUGUACCAUUGUGUUGUCAAUUUUUAGCCGCACCUCUUGCACUCAGUACAGUGGACGGGGCAGAUACCGCGUUGGGGGAGCAGAGUUUCCAAAAGCUUUUAUCCACUGGGGUUGGGGGUAGUGAAGAGAGCCAGUCUCUGAUCUCAUAGUACCUGAGAGUGAAGUGGCAAUCUAUAUCGUAUGCAACAGUUCUUUAAACUACUUUUCCACCUUCUUUUAGCCAAACAGGCAACAUCAAAACCAUGUUCCUCCCUGUGUUCUACGUAAACGAGGUAGGCGUUUUUGCAAAACACCUUCUGCUGCUUUACCGCUAACCCAGCGUGUUGUGACAGGUGGAACUUAGCUGGGGGGCGGGGAGGGCCCAUAUACUGCAAGGAGAAUUGUUGGGAAAUAAUGUGGAUUCUGAAAUCUCAGAAGCUAGAGAAGCUGCAGAAUAACGUUUACUUGAAGAGGGAGAGAAUGCUUUAGUGAAGGGGUUAGCAAACUUUUUCAGCAGGGGGCUGGUCCACUGUCCCUCAGACCUUGUGGGGGGCUGGACCAUAUUUUUUUUAAAAAAAUUAAAAUGAACGAAUUCCUAUGCCCCACAAAUAACCCAGAGAUGCAUUUUUAAUAAAAGGACACAUUCUACUCAUGUAAAAACACGCUGAUUCCCGGACCAUCUGCAGGCUGGAUUUAGAAGGUGAUUGGGCUGGAUCCGGCCCCUGGGCCUUAGUUUGCCUACCCAUGCUUUAGUGCAUAGAUCAUUAGUCUUCCUUGCCUGGAUUGCCAAAAACAGAAUAAAUAUGACUUAGUCUACUUGCACAAUGUGCGUAGGUUGCGGAAUUCAGUGCUCUUUGUGCGGAAUUUGCAUUGCCUACAUGUGGAGCUCUACGAGGGUGGUGGUGGGUUAUCAAACUUCCAGGAAGACCUUCCUCUGAUGUCAUUGUUAUGUUACUCAGCAUACAAUUAGAGAGCAGUACAGGGAAGGGAAGAACACGGCUGCAAAAUUCGAUCUCACCUGCAACAGCAAAAAUAUAUUGGGUGUGGUCCUGAGAAAAGAAGACACUGAAAGGGUUCAGGGUAUUAGCUUACAGAUUUACCUUAGGCUGCAGGGGCAAAUUUACAAGCAGGAGAAGCUUGCUGAUUAUGUAAUUAGCAUCCCGCUUAAUGCCAGGAUAGCUUCUAAGUGGAUCACAAAACAUAAAAAACCAAUUGUGCAACAUGGGUGUAAUACAGAUGGAUUAGAAACGCACUGUAAUUAAAAUAAAAAAAACGAAGCAAUCUCAAUAAAAUGUUUAUGCCCACGACAAAAAAAGUGCAAGCCUGCACAAAUUACAAGGUAUUUUACUUGGUACAAUUGAAUGUGCCUUUCAAGCCGAAUUUCCUUCUAGGAGGGAUGGAGCAGUGAUGCACUUUGAGUUUCAGUGCAGCCCAUCCCAUUAACACAUUAAUGCAGUGAUUAAAGCAGCAGACUCAGAUCGAGGGAAUGUCUGUAUGAGAAGGUUGCCUCCAAGAGCCGGCGGAAUGCCCAUGCAGAUGAGGCCUUUUGUAUUUCAGCAGGGAGCUCAUUCCGCAGGACCAGUUUGAGACACAAUCUAAAUCAGCCUUCCCCAGUCUGCUUGCCCUCCCGACUUUUUUGACUACAUCUCCCAUCAGCCCCACUCAGGCAGCAUAGCAAGUCAGAAACAUCUGGCAGGCAGCGUGUCGACAAAGGCUGAUCUGAAUUAUAUUUGACUAGAGUCGUGUGGAUAACAGAAUGAAUCUAUGUCUCUCUCCUCCCUGCCCCCUUUUUAUCCUCCAGAGUGUCGUGCUGGACAAAGCAUCCGUGGCAAAACUGAAGACUGUUCUUCUUGAAACUGCGGUGAUGACCAGUGUCCCCUAUAUUAUCAUGGCACUAGGGAUUCUUUUUGGUGCUCUGUUCGUUGCGCUUGUCUGCAAGCCCUUACGGGCGAGGGAGGAGGUAAGGUAGCGCUUGGAUCUGACCCUUUCCCUUUGCUUUCUCUGUACCUCUCUUAUUUUGUUCAUUUUCAUAAAAAUCAAAACCUUUCCCUUUUUUAAAAUUUCCUCUUGAUUUUGACUUACUUUCUCCAUGCAAUCACCAGAAAGAUUUUGUGUUUUUGUUUUAUUCCUUUCUCUGUUGUGUCUUCCUUUUAUUUGUUUCUUCCGAAAUGCUGGUUCUAGGGCAGCGAAGGUUUAGUAGACACAGAGUAAGCACCUUUCCGCAAACGUUCAGCAGCUGUCUUGAGACACAUGGUAAGAUCAGCAAAGUCCAUAUCUCUUUCCUAAUCCUCCUUCCUAGCUACAAUCCUUAUUCGCUAAGGAGAAACGGUUAGCUAAUGAACUCCAAAGUCUUAAGGUCUGUUUCGCACAUGUAUGAUGACCAUCAUUCAUUGACGGUAAUGACUUGCACAUUUGCAUGACUAAUUAAUUGCCAACGGUAGUUUUUUUCACAUAGCCCAGUAUCAGCUCAAACUGGGAAUGGAUGGAUCAGUCAAUAUAUUCCCCAUCUGUGGCAGUUUGCAAUGCCCAUCUUGUUCCCUUUUUUGACUUAAAAAAAAAUCAGUAUGAAAACCACCUUUGUAUACACAUUUAAAUACUUACUUUAUCACAAAAUGUGUAUUUUUCGCUCUGCGUGCAAGUGCAUUUUACCCUAAAGCACACAUCUUUUGAGUCGAGAACUACAAACACAUGCAUGUGUGAACCAGCCUUAAGGUCAACACUCCUCGCUUGAAGGUCUUGGCAAUCUCACUCCUGCAGCCCAAGCAAGGUUGGGACGUUUAGGCUGCAGUUCUUACCCCACUUACUAGGAGUAAGCCCCAUUGAAUUCAGCGGGGCUUAACUUCUGAGUCGACGUAGUUAGAAUGGCACUGUUGCUUGGUUGAUUAGUCAAGUCGCCUUGUGAGCAUGUGUGUGCUUGCGAGAGAAAGCGAGAGAAGGGGAUGCCCUUCUUAAGGUGAUGUCCAUUCAGACAUCUGUGUGCUGUGGGUCAGGGCCCCAGCUCAGUGGUAGAGUAUUUGCCAGGUCCAGUCCCCAGCAUCUGUAGGUGCAGCUGCCAGUCAGUGCAGACAAUCCUGAGUUGGAUGAACUGUUGGUCUGACUGCAUGAGGCAGCUUCCUGUGUUGCUGUGUUCCCCUAUUGAAUAAGAAAGCGAGCGUGGUCCUUUUCCCUAAGCUAGAAAUACAGCUUUCCUCAUGUGUGGAUUUAAUUCACUGACUAAAAUUCUUCUUGUUCUACUGGCCAUUGACUGAAAUAAAUAAUAUAUAAUCCUAAUCCUGUAACACCUUAACUAGAUUUAUUUAGUCAGGAACAGUCCUAGUUACUGUUUUCUUCUUUUAAUUUUAUAUACAUUUUCUUUCAUUCCUCCUUCCCCAUUAAUAAUAAUAAUAAUAAUAAUAAUAAUUUAUUAUUUGUACCCGGCCCAUCUGGCUGGGUCUCCCUAGUCACUCUGGGUGGCUUCCAGCAAAGAUUAAAAUACAUUAAAAUGUCACUCAUUAAAAACUUCCCUAAACAGGGCUGCCUUCAGAUGUCUUCUAAAUGUCAAUUUAGAAAUGUCUUCUAAAUGUUUAUCUCUUUGACAUCUGAUGGGAGGGCGUUCCACAGGGCGGGCGCCACUACCAAGAAGGCCCUCUGCCUGGUUCCCUGUAACUUGGCUUCUCACAGUGAGGGAAUCGCCAGAAGGCCCUCGGCACUGGAUCUCAGUGUCCGGGCAGAAUGAUGGGGGUGGAGACGCUCCUUCAGGUAUACUGGGCCAAGGCCAUUUAGGGCUUUGAAGGUCAGCACCAACACUUUGAAUUGUGCUUGGAAACGUCCUGGGAGCCAGUGUAGAUCUUUCAGGACCAGUGUUAUAUGGUCCCGGUGGCCACUCCCAGUCACCAGUCUAGCUGCCGCAUUCUGGAUUAGUUGUAGUUUCCGGGUCACCUUCAAAGGGAGCCCCACGUAGAGCGCAUUGCAGUAGUCCAAGCGGGCGAUAACUAGAGCAUGCAAGGCUGAUUGGCCCAACGUCUCCUUGCAACCAUCAUGGGCUAAGUGAGAACGUGAACCCAGGUCUCCCCAGUCCAAGUUGAGUACUUUGGAGCCCACCCUAGUUUGAAAGUUGGCAGAGGGAUACCAGAGUGCUCCAGGAGUCUUUUCCCCACUCCUCCUGUUGUGCGGGCUUCGUUUCUAAGCAAGUUCUUGCAACCGCAAAAGCAAACCUGCGUCUGUGUUGGUGUGCGCCAUGCGGCUUUGCUUGGGGUGUCCAUCGCGGUGGUGGGUUUUGUCCAAAGUGAGAGAGAGAGGAAACAAGCAAGGGGUGUUGUUCUGUUGCUGGCCGGACAUCGGUUUCUCAGUUGAACCUAGAGGCAGCAUUACCCGGUGGGAUGGAGCUGCAGUCACUUCCUCUCCCUGAAGCGAGAGCAGAAAGCAUUGGGGAGGUCAGCACGGUGCAGGUGCACCAGCGGAAACCCUGGGUUGGCUCCACCAGUGCUUUCACAGAAAGCGGCAGCAAUUCUGCUUCGCCAGGUGAACCACUUCUGCCCUGCUUCUCCCUGUCCUUCUCACUCUGCUCCCCCUGGAAGCAAUUUUACCUACUGCGCUUAUGGGUUAACUAAGAGACUGCAUGGAACAGGGGUUGCCAAGUCUUGUGGCCAAGGUGAUGGGUUUUGGGGAGUGGGGGUUGGGUAUUGCCAGUUGUUUACUUUUAUGUAAGAAUUUUCAGUAUGCAAAAUGUGUCCAGUUUUUUUAGGGGGGGCGACAACAGCUGGUUUUUAUCAUAGGAAUGUUGAGGGUACAAUUCCCAAUUUGUCGAUUGGUCGGGGAGGCUGGAAGAUUUGUCCAUAAUUUGGAUCCAAGGUACAUUCAAGGGCAAUACACUUCAUCUAAUGGAGAGUCAUGUGAUCUUGACUUGCUUUCAGAUUUCUCAGUUCGAUGGUGGAGAUGAAAACUUCCCCGCAUGUAGAAAUCUGACAUAUGAGGGAGGAGGCUAGAUUUAAAAGCCUGUCCCUGGUGUGCUAAUUUUCCACAAGCAGGGAGAUAAUUGCUAUAACUGGACAUUCAGAUGUACCACACCUCCAGUCUGAAAUGGUACAGUCUUUAGAACAUGGUACCAUGUGCAUUAAGACGCACAACUUUUCAAAGGAAAACCUAUGAUCAUGACAUGAUAGAUAUCUAAGAUCAUUUCCCUAAAAGCCGUAUACAUCAUAUCCCUACUGUAAUUUUCCAAAUAUAUGUGCUUGUGUGAUCCUUUAAGGCAUAUACAUAACACAGACUUCAACUAAUUUCGUGAAAUUCUCUGCCCACCCCCCACCCCCCAAAUUGUAAUUCCGCGAGUGGAGCUGGGGAUCUCUUAAUACUCAGCACCCACCCUAAACCAUAAGAAUUAUUUGCGGGAAGCUGUGACAGUUUUACAGGUAUAAAACCGAGACACUUCUACAGUGUAAGGGAAGCGCAUGCUGUUUUUGUCAGCCUUGGAUUGCAAUAUUGAUACCUGUCAGGAUAGCACCUUUCAGUUCUGUGUUUGUCUUUCCUACCUGUCUUAAUUGCAGGCUUCCGAAGACGAGAGAGCGCCGCUCAUCCGGACAUCGUGACUCAAUUUCCCCAGCAACAACAAGAACAACACUAUUCAGAAACGAGCUUAGUGAUGACUGAACUAUGCAAACUGCUCUUAACUGCAACCACUACGCUGUACAACAGUCUCGACCGUCUCCCCUGCACACUAAUAUAUGUUAACAUUCUGUUUCGGGUUUUGCGGCAUUCAGGAAGGGUUUGCUUUGUGAAAAGUGGACUGCUGUUUGAAGAGUGGAGGUUGCAGUGCUGCCUUUUCUAAAAAGCUGGAACAAAGGCAACUUCCGUUGUCUUCCGAGAUUGCAAAAAGCAGCGUUCUAAUAUCCCUGUGUGGCUAUAGACACUUGCACUGGUGUUCUCCCAUUGACUCCCAUGGGACUGUAGUAGUGUAGGUGUCUGUGGAUCGGCCCCUUUUGUUUGCCUGUUUGGCGGGCCAUAGGAGUUUGUGUCAGCUGCAAUGGGUCCGUUUUUAUUUAUUAGAAUCACUAGGUACAAUCCUGUCCUUCAGUAACCUGACUUACUGCCAGCCUCUCUGACAUACCAGGCAUUUUAGUUUCCUCCUUGUGUCCAUUUUCACAUUGCACAGCUGGGAAUGUUUUGUCGGUCUAGCUAGCUCAUGAUCUUGAUCCUACGAUGCAAAGGGAGAUCUCCAGCCUCCAUCACAUUUUUCACGGGUAUGGCUGCAGAACUAACACAGCCCACCCUUGUGCCAUACUGCUCUGCAUCCAUUGGAUUGAUUUUGGGGUGGUUCCCCAUGAAUGCAUACCUGUGAAAGUGACCUGGAGCCGGUCUAGCAGCGCCACUUGGGAGUCACACAUACCUGGUCCAGUCGGCUAUUUUAAAAAUGUGUCCAGUUCACCACCUGUCUUUUAGGUGAAUUGGUGUGUCUUCCCACCGCCCGCCAUGCAAAUGUUUUCUAAAAGCUGGUCUGAGGAUAGAAAAUGUUCCCCGAGAGCCGGCUCUCAAGUAUUUGAUAAGGAACACUAAGGGAGUGCAUUUGAAUCAGCACACCUGUAAAGAUCACUGAUUGCUCUUUUUCCAUGGGCUGCCUAAAACUGGCAAAGACGCGCCCCUCUUGCAUUCUCUGUGAGGUCUCCCUACAGACCAAACCAAGCCCUUGACAUGCCACCUCAAAGGGGCUAGGAAAUGCCAAUGCUGUCCUUUUGCCCUCGACUCUGCCAGCAGGAGCCUCCAUCACUGCAGAAAUGCUGAAAGUGCAGGCAGGUAGAAGCAACCACCAACAGCAUCCUUGCUGGCUGCAGCCAACCUUGCACUGCCCUCCCAAAAAACCCAGGCAUUUUGGGAUGGGCAGGGAGAGCUGCCUUAGCUGGAUCAGCUAUUGGCAAUGGACCUGAUCUCUCGCCAAGCCAGCCUAGAGUUGGUGUAACAGCAAUGGGCAGCUUUUAUUGCCCUCCUGUUCUGCGGUGGCAGGAGGACUCUGUAUGCAAUGGUGGUUUUGCUGCUUGAUUCAACCCCGCUGCUCCCAGCCUGGAGUUGCAAUUGCUUCCCUAGUUUCUUUAGACAUAAUCUCCGAAUAAGCCGGUUUCUCAGAUCUAGCAGCAUGCAGUAUUUUAAGAGACCUCUUAGUGAGAGGCAUCUAGCUGUGCCAACCCUCCCUUCCUGUCUGCUUAUCUAGAAAGAAACCUUUGAGCCUCCCUGAGUGUAAAAAGGCACAAAGUCGUAUUGUGAGGUCUGGAAGAGGAAAGGGCUGCGUCGCCUAAUGGGGAGUUUAUGGCACCUGAAUCUGAAGCCUAUGGAAAAAGAGCUGCAAUGUUGUCUUGCACAGGUGUGCACACUGGAGAAGAAGGGAAGAGUUGGAUUGCAAGCUACCUUCGCUGGAGAGAAGGUAGCUCCAACCACUAGGUCAAACCAACCUACGUUACUUAAUGACCAGCUGAGCCUCUUCUGAGAGGCCCAGCUCAUGCUUAGAUAGGUAUAGCAAGCAACAUAACCUGCCAGUGUUCUGUACACUUUUUCUUCCUUAUGUAAUCUGCAUUGCUUCUGGCAUUACCUAAAAUCUCAUUCUGCCUGCUGACCAAAUGCCCCAUUAUUAUAUUUAAAGAUCUCUUAUUGAUUCUUCAAAGUAACAUGGUAUAACUAUCUCCCCCCCCCCAUCCAAACGGCCCAUUAUUGCGUUGAUUGCAUUUCCCCCUCCCAUUGGAAAAGCAAUUAUUACCUGAAGCUGCAGUAAGAAAGCAGUUUCCCCAUCUAUUUUUGAAGUGGUUGUCAAGACACACAACUUUCUGUCAUUCAUAGUGUUCACUAAGAACAGUUGCUCAUUUAUUUUGGUUGUGCUGGUGCAGGAACCAUAGAAUAUGUUGCUGGAAUUCCUUUUCUGGAGCAGCCGAAAGAUCCAUCUGGUCCACAGUUCCAUUUCCAGCGGUGGUUUCACCAGUGGCCUUCCAGGUGUUGUCCAACUCCUGAUUUCAUUAAAGACCUCAAGUCUAUGUAGGAGAAAGAGAUGAUUCUCCCAUUACUAGAACCUGAGAGUCAUCUCAUGGAAGGAAGCUGCCCCGUGGUUGGCCAAUGGGGGCUGCAGGCAUUGCAGAUUCAUGUGCAUCCCUAAUUGUUUCCUUGGAAGCUUGUGCAAAUUAUUUCCCUCAGUACAUUUACAAAAUUAUAGCAUGAACGUUUACACUUCCAGCAGUGGUCACACAGCAUUGCUUAAAACAACUGGAAGGCAGCAGGGAGGCUGCUUGUAUAUAUUUCUGAGGGUACAAAGGAGCAAAAUAUAACUUAGAACCAUGAAUAGUAUUAGUAUAGUAUUAUUUCUGAUAGAUGCGCCUCUACAGCUAGGUCAUUGGCUCAGAUCACCUUUCAGUGUUCAUUUAUACUUUAAAAGGAAUUCCAAGUUCUUGAAAUUGCCCCUUUGAUGCUGCCUCUCAGUCUUAGUAUUAUGGGGUUGAGUAGUGUUUAGGCCCUCCUAACAGUGCAAAGCCUCCCAGGCUGCUUAAGUUAUGUUAUGUGGGAGUUGGGAAAGAUGGCACUCGAGGUUUUGCUUCACUACAACUCAACGUGAUCCCAGAUUAUUAGCCAUGCUGGCUGGUGCUGAUGGGAGUCCAACAACUUCCGCAAGGCCACAGUCUCUCCUCCCUUGUUUAUGGUGUCUGGUCAAGGCAGGGAGAUUGUGCGCAGUACUAUCACAAGUGGCUAAAGCGAGGGCUGCGCAAUGUUUAUAAAACACCGAGCAGCCCUCAUAAAAGGUUGCCUGUCCGGUGCCUCUAAAUUUAGGCAGAACCAUGUAUACAACAGGGUGAGCCAGCUGCUUGCUGUGAAUGCAAAGUUAGUGAAAGAGCAAAACUGAAAGUUCCAGGAUCCUUUCCUAUUUUUGGUUUGAGGGGUGGCGAUGGUGACAUUUGUAGGCACUUUUAUUUUUCUAGUUGUAGUGGAGACCGUUUGCUUCCCUGUUAAAUAGUUCUGCUGCAAGAAACGUCCAACAGUCUCCUGAAGCUGUGGAUGAGCCAUCUUUCAAGGAAGCUUGUCAUCUUCCGACAGAGGAGCUUUGGGAUUUCCUGGAGCAUAAGUUCUCUUGUGGGCUGCGCUGACAUAACUAAUGGUUUGUAAGGGCUUAUUUAAAUUGCUCGGACAGCUUCAGGUACAGAAUAUUUAUAAGACUGGUGUAAGCCAGGAAACAUGUAUUAGGCCCAUAUAUGAUGUGGACCUAAGUUUUCCCGAGGCCACAACAAUAGUUGAUGACGAGUUUAUCUUAACCAUCACACUGUAGAAGCAGUAAAAGAGCCUACUAUCAAAUCUCUCUUCAAUAAUACUUCUCCAUAUUUAAAACAUGUUUAGUGGUGCAGCCAGAAAAUCUCUAGGGACAUGUCACAGUUGACAGCUUUUUAAUGCAAAAAAAGAGGAAUCUAGUAUCAGGAGACAAACUAUGGAAAAGAUUCAGCUCUUAUUGGGGGCAAUUCUUUGUAGGUCAAUCAUGGCAGUUACUCCAAAGCAAAAAGAAUGCCCUUUUUUGGUGGGGGGUAUCUAACACUGACUCUUUACACUCAGCCCUGUUAGUAAUGAACGAAGUGGACUGUUGUCAUGUCAAUGAACUGUUGUCAUGUUAAUGUGGAAUAUCACAUUAAACGGCUUUUUUGUUUCAUUGCC